Molecule: messenger RNA, 2903 nt
Organism: Drosophila melanogaster (fruit fly)
Lineage: Eukaryota; Metazoa; Arthropoda; Insecta; Diptera; Drosophilidae
Gene: Myb
Product: Myb oncogene-like
Exons: 2
Coding region: 720-2693 (657 amino acids)
Biological process (GO): DNA-templated transcription; regulation of DNA-templated transcription
Cellular component (GO): nucleus; chromosome
Molecular function (GO): DNA binding
Source: RefSeq, marked reviewed
CUAGUGCUCGUGUAACGGUCACACUAAGUACUACAUUUAAUAUAAUAAGAUGCGACGCCGUAAAAUUCCAGUGUGAAAACGUGAAUGAACUGAUCAAAAACACCAAAGUGUGUACCCAUAGCCCAGCAGUUUGAAUUUGAAAUAACGGUAGCACCACUUUAGAUGAAGACAAAUGUGCGAGUGGUAAUUUUUUUCCCCCGUUUUCCUCAGUGCUAAAUAUAGAGCAUCAAAAUGUUUGGCAUAAACGUAAUAUCGUAAAACUUGCAUCUGCUUUUUAGUUCGCUGCCUGAAUGAGUAUGUCCACAAAUAUCUGUAAUCUUCAAGUAACAAAGAACACGAAUCCAAACCAAAAUCGCCUCGAGGAGCAGCAAACAAAACUAUUCGAUUUUGGGCGGACCGAGAGCGAUGCGACGCACCCAAUAUUGCGCAGCGAUCAUCAACGUGAACUGGUCGACUGCCUGACGUGCGGAAAUCAAUUCAAGUGUAACUCGUACAGCGACAUUUGCUCGCACUACAUAUUCUACCAUCCGCAUAUUCUGGAUCAUUUGCCCAAGUGCUUGUACUGCAAACGCGACGUUCAUCGUUUCCAGCGUGGGAACAAGUCAGAGCCGGAGAUCUAUCACUUUUGUUCGCCCCGCAAGCAGCGUUAAAGAACCCAUACACAUAUAUACAAAGAGCGCCAUUAUUCAUAUAUAUAUACCUAUAAAGUUGAUCUUAAGAUGGCAAGUGCGAGCACUGAAAACGGCGAGGAGCUGAUGAAUUACGGCAGCAAUUCGGAUUCGGAGGAGUCCGAGUACUCGGAGAACGAGGAUACCCAAGUUUGCGACAAGGAUUCACAACAGAACAGCAAUGCCGAUUCGGGCUAUCCACUGGACUCGCCCGAACUACAGGACUCCAAGACGACGGGGCAAAAGGGACAGAACAAAAGCGGUAAAACUAGCAUCGGUGCAGUGCAUCCGAACUAUGGAUUCGGCAAACGCUGGUCCAAGUCCGAGGAUGUGUUGCUCAAGCAGCUGGUGGAGACGCACGGUGAGAACUGGGAGAUUAUCGGACCGCAUUUCAAGGAUCGCCUGGAACAGCAAGUGCAGCAGCGUUGGGCCAAAGUCCUCAAUCCGGAGCUAAUCAAGGGCCCGUGGACGCGGGACGAGGACGACAUGGUUAUUAAGCUGGUGCGCAACUUCGGGCCCAAGAAAUGGACACUAAUUGCACGAUAUCUGAACGGACGAAUUGGGAAACAGUGCCGCGAGAGAUGGCACAACCACCUCAAUCCGAAUAUCAAGAAAACGGCCUGGACCGAAAAGGAGGACGAGAUUAUCUACCAGGCUCACUUGGAGCUGGGCAACCAGUGGGCAAAGAUUGCCAAACGUCUGCCCGGACGCACCGAUAACGCCAUUAAAAACCAUUGGAAUUCAACAAUGCGUCGCAAAUAUGACGUCGAACGCAGAUCGGUUAAUGCAUCUGGUAGCGAUUUGAAGAGUUCGCGAACCCAUCUCAUCACGCUGAUCAAGUCCGGUGGCAUCAGCAAGUGUAUGAAUAAUAUGCAACAUAACAAGGAAUCUGGUGGUGAGGCAGUUAAUAAAUCCGAAAACGCCGAUGGCGCUUCGGUUACUGCCGUGAAAGGUGGUGAUCUGGCACAGGAAUCACAAGACGAUCAUCAAAAGGGAUCCAAUCUGGCACACCUCAGUAUGCAGCAUCUCAUUAAGUUGACCAUGCCGCGCCAAACACCGAUCAUAUUGAAGCGUACACGCAAACACAUUCCCGAAACUCACCAUCAGGCAGGAUGUUCAUCAAGUGAGACAUUCAACCAGGAAGAAGCCGCCGGAAACGCCAGGUCGCGACCACCGAGUUCGCCCGUCAUAUCGCCCAUUAAGUCGCUACCCUUUUCACCGAGUCACUUCCUCAAGUCGCCUUGCCUGACCACCUUUGAAGAUAUGGAUCUGCGGGCUAGCACGCCGGUAACCAAGGUCUAUAAUCGCGUUGGAAUGGAGAUCAAAAAGGAAAUGGAGACAUCGUCGAUAGAAACUCCACACAAGAGUCAACUUGGACCACGAACACCAACGCCCUUCAAAAAGGCACUUGCUGCCAUCGGCAAGAAGAGGGACGGUCGUCGAUACGAGCCCUCCAGCCCAUCCAGUCUGGUGGAGGAUCUGGCCGAAAUCAUCCAUGAAGAGCAUCUGAGCAACUCGCUGACCGCAAACAAUUCCAAAAUGAUGGGCGCCGCCGAUCAGAACUCAACGCUAAGCACCGAAUACAAUGCUCAGUCGCCGCCGCAUAUGAAACGUGCCAGGAAGUCAUUGCUCUCAACUUGGAGCUCCAAUCAUCCAUACAACGCUGGCUCCGCCAAGAGGAUUCAACCCUUCGAAACCGAGACGCCCAGCAAGUUUCUCACAUCGCCGGGCGAUAUUUUGAAGGACACGCUGUGCAGCGAACAGGACCUGCCGUUCGACGAGGGCAGAAAGGAGAAUCGACCAUUCCAUAAUCGCAGAAUUAACAAGUACCGCGGUGGCUUGACCUACGAUCAUGUCAUUGAUCCCAAGUGGGCACGCGUCGCUUGUGGCAAGUCCAGAGAUCAAAUGUUUAUGGAGGAGCAGGCUUAUGCGUGCCUCAAAAAUCUGUCCUGUAUUUCGCGCUCCCUGAACUUCGAGAAACAAAAGUGUUUGGUGAAUUCGUUCGACCGCUUUGGUUCGCUCUAAAUUCUAUGUGGCUAUAUUCAGGUAUUACAAACAAAAUUCUAUACGCAUCAUCUUUAUAAUAUUGUAGAUAUGAAUCCCCAAAUUUUCAUCCAAAUUGUGUUUUCGAAAUAGAAUUUAUUGUGCUACAUUUAUGGCAUUAUUGGUUACAUCCACCUUAAAUUGUAUCCCAUUUUUUUCGGAUAUUUCAUAAAUAAAUAAAUGCUUAAAGUG